AUGUCUUCGAAGACAAUUAUCGUAGAAACUGCUGAAAAAUCUCAACCCAAUAAGCUCUCCAGUUCUGAUCCCAAUCAUCCACCUUCCGAAGACACCACUUCCUCCCACGAAGAUAUAUCACUUGGUGAGUUCCAGCUCUUCGAAACCCUCGGUUUUGGUGCGUCUGGCUCGGUUUGCAGAGCGAAAUGUAAUUCUGAUCAACGUGUCUAUGCCAUCAAGAAAAUCCCCCAAUAUAGCUUCCAAGGGACGAAUCAAGAAUCAGUGAUCAUGAAUGAAAUUGACUUGUUAAAAGAGGCUAGGCACCCUGGCAUAACCGAGUACUUUGGAUGUUACCUCAAGGAUGUCAUAUUCCACCUUGUACUCGAGUUAGUAGACGGUGGCACUCUUCGUGAAAAGCUCGAUAAAAAGGUAUUCUCUGAGGAUGAAGCGAGAGUCUAUGCAUUGAACAUAGCAAAAGCACUCGAAUAUCUUCAUGGAAAACAUAUCAUUCAUCGAGACGUCAAACUUGCUAAUGUGCUUUUAACUUCCGAUGAUCAAAUCAAAUUGGCCGAUUUUGGACUUGCGAUAAAAGUUACCUCCGGAUCUGCAUCUGGAUACUGUGGAACAAAAUAUGCUCAAGCGCCAGAGAUGAUUCGCAGGGAAAAUUACACAAAAUCAAUAGAUUGGUGGGCGUUUGGCGUUAUGAUGUUUGAAAUGGUCACUGGCGAAAAGCCUUUCAAAAAACGUAUGUCUCCUUUUCCACGAUCUCUUAUUAUUUGCCUCUUUGGAUCAUCCACAAUGUUAAUCUUCUUUUUCGUGUUUGGCAGUUGGUAG
Molecule: messenger RNA, 813 nt
Organism: Melampsora larici-populina 98AG31
Lineage: Eukaryota; Fungi; Basidiomycota; Pucciniomycetes; Pucciniales; Melampsoraceae
Exons: 1
Coding region: 1-813 (270 amino acids)
Biological process (GO): protein phosphorylation
Molecular function (GO): ATP binding; protein kinase activity
Source: RefSeq, a predicted model, not a curated record